Messenger RNA from Penicillium bovifimosum, 801 nucleotides. RefSeq lists its product as uncharacterized. NCBI's taxonomy places the organism in Eukaryota, Fungi, Ascomycota, Eurotiomycetes, Eurotiales, Aspergillaceae. Bases 1 to 801 code for a protein of 266 amino acids. The transcript is spliced from 3 exons. Gene Ontology annotation, cellular component: prospore membrane; ascospore wall; lipid droplet. The record is from RefSeq and is a predicted model, not a curated record.
AUGUCGGAGAAGCUCAAAGACGCAGUCCUCGCAGAGGCCAAAGAGGCCCGCGCAACUGCGCAUGAUGUCGUUACGUCGGGCGCAUACCUGUAUCCGUUCAAGGGCAUAAUAUUCUUUGCAACACACAAAGAUUUGUGGCGUCCGUUUGUCUCUCGCGCUGGCCGAACAAUUACCCUCGGACUCGGCGUCACAAGCGCCAUGUUUUUCUUCACCUACGUGCCGCAGAUGGCCCUCAUGGCCUUCACCAGCGGCCCAUUUGCUGCAAUCUCCGCGGCAAUCUUGGUGCUCAGUGAAAGCUCCGCCAUCACAAAUCUUCUUUCCCGAGCAUUCCUCGUUGAAGAUGCCCUGGUCGACACCUUCGAUGGGACACUUAUCGCACGCGAUCAGGAGCCCCUGGUUGCACAAGGCCGCCAGAUCAAACCCCGAUCUGGAGGGGGAGAUAUAAUGGCGAGGAUGGGUCGAGCAGUCAAGCAACCUCUCGCGCGAUUCAGUCCACGGUCCUUGCUGCGAUCGUUGCUCUACCUACCCCUCAACCUCAUUCCUGUGGUCGGCACUAUGCUGUAUAUUUUCAUGCAGGGUAAGAGGGCCGGUCCAGCGCUUCAUACCAGGUACUUCCAGCUUAAAGGCUGGAAUGCUUCGAAGCGUGAGGAGUGGAUCGCAAACAACAGGGGAGCGUACACUGGACUCGGAAUCGCCGCUUUUGUCUUGGAGAUGGUCCCGUUUGCCUCGAUUCCGUUAUCAUUCACGAACGCUGUCGGCGCAGCUCUUUGGGCUGCUGAUCUGGAGAAAGCGACCAAGUAA